AUGGGUAGGGCGGGACCUCGCACAAAUCUUGGCCCCGCCUCUUCUGGCACCCCAAGGCAUUCUGGGAAUCCCUUGUGGGCAGUCUCAGCACCCUGUAGGAUCCCAGUUAUGCUUCUACCGUUUCUGGGCGCACAAAGUCUCCCCCCCUCGGAGCUCCACCCCCUGAAAGACCGCAGUGUGGCCCCAGCAGAGAGCACACAGCCAGCUGGAAUGGCCCCCGGGACCCUGAGGCCCCCCUCCCAGGGGUCAAUAACAUUGAAGGAUGUGACCUUGGACUUCACCCAGGAAGAAUGGUGCCUAUUGGACCCUUCUCAGAAAGCACUGUACCUGGAGGUCCUGCUGGAGAAUGUGCAGAAUCUAGUCUCUGUGGGGCUUCCAGUUCCUAGAGAAAAUUUUAUAUCCUGUUUUCAGCAAGGGAAAGCACCAUGGCUGCUAAAGCAGAAAGGUCCAAGGAGCCCCCAUCUAGAGGCAGAGACUAAUAUUGAAGUGAAGGAGUUGUCUACAAAGGACUUUCCUGUGAGCAUGACUAGGGGUCCCUAAUGGCGAAGACAGAAUAGCAAGCUAAAUGGAGCAACCAAGUGAAAUAGGCAAGGUGUGCAGACUGGAACCAAAGAGGGA
This is a messenger RNA of Gracilinanus agilis (Agile Gracile Mouse Opossum), 618 nucleotides long. RefSeq names its product zinc finger protein 527-like. The transcript has 6 exons. Gene Ontology annotation, biological process: regulation of DNA-templated transcription. The record is from RefSeq and is a predicted model, not a curated record. Bases 1 to 540 code for a protein of 179 amino acids. Lineage: Eukaryota; Metazoa; Chordata; Mammalia; Didelphimorphia; Didelphidae.